Molecule: messenger RNA, 1898 nt
Organism: Mangifera indica (mango)
Lineage: Eukaryota; Viridiplantae; Streptophyta; Magnoliopsida; Sapindales; Anacardiaceae
Exons: 6
Coding region: 363-1667 (434 amino acids)
Source: RefSeq, a predicted model, not a curated record
CUCCUCCUUGGCAGUAUAGACGAGGAGAAAUAGUACAAGGCAGAAUCAAUCAACUAAUUUUCAAAAGUCAAAUAACAAACAACAGAAGGGGUUUAUGGAUACACUGAAAUAUAAUGGUUCUUCUUCAUGUAUGAUCGGAGCUGCUGUUCUACAACGAAACGAGUUUUCUGAUUCAUUCGCGCUUCUUUUGAUUUCCUCACAGCCGUCGAUCGACUCACGCCGUGGUUGCUAUUCCUUCGCUAUUGUUACAACGCACAAGUCGUGAGCUUUUUUAAUCUUCUUUAAAGUUAGGGAGAAAAAGCCAAAUAAGUGACCUCAGUCCACUACAAGAGUAUUAUUUAUUCCACUUUAUCAUAUAUAAAAUGUCUCGUAUGGGGGCAAAGUUUCGUGGUUGGGCUGCUUUUGAUGCCAAGCAGCAGCAAAAACAAGGCCUUCAACCUGAGAUUGACAAAGACCCUUACCCGCCAUUUACCAGCACUCUCAUCCCCCUGCAUGCCAGUGAGAGCAUCACAACAAAUAAUGGUCUUGAAAUGAAGCCUUUUGCAUCAGUGCUUCUUCCUUCCAUGGAUUUUCCAACUUUGACAGAGGAUAAAGAUUGCCAGAAAUUUACACGAACUGGUGAUUGUGAUUCAAGAAGGAAACAUGAAAUUAAGUUAAUUAAUGAAAUUAAUCAUGACUUCACCCUUAAGCAGCUCAAAGAGCUCUAUACCUGGGCGGACAGUAGCUUGAUCGAAGAUAUCUUGGCGGCUGUUGAUAAUAACAUUGAGAAGGCCUCAACUUUAUUGAAAGCAAUGGUUUCCAGCUGCAGCAGCGAAGAGAUUAAAGAAACAGGAAUUGCAGAAUUGAGUUCUAUGAGUAAUGAUCUUCCAUGUGAGAACAUGACUGAUGAAAUCUCUUGUCUAAGGACAAAUUUAGAGCUCACUAAUUUAACCUCUACCACGUGGGAUGGUAUUAAAGACACCCACAGAGAACCUGCAUGUGCGCAAACCUCUAGUGGGAAAAAGCUUUUUCAUAAUGAUGCUGAUAUGAAAUAUAUUCUGGAGAAGUUGUCUUCUUUGCCGGUUGAGCCCGAGUGGGAGGAAGAUGAUGUCUACUUAGUCCAUCGAAAAGAAGCAUUAAAAAUGCUGAGAUCAGCAUCUCAGCAAUCUAAGGCAGCCAAUAAUGCCUUUUUGAGAGGUGAUCAUCUCUCUGCCCAGCAACAUUCACAUAAGGCUCGAAAAGAAUGGUUAAUUGCUGAAAAGCUUAAUUCGAAGGCAGCAAAAGAAAUUCUGAAUAUCAGAAAUAGUGAUAAUGACAUGUGGAAAUUGGACUUGCAUGGUCUUCAUGCAACGGAAGCUGUUCAAGUCUUGCAAGAACGUCUGCAACAAAUUGAGACUUCAGUUGAAAUGAAUCAUUUAGUAUCUCAUAAAAUUAAGGCAAAGAACAGGGUGAUACGUAUUUCGUCACUUGAGUCUUUUAGUGGUAUGGAUGCGGAGGAUGAGGAUAAGCAACAGGUAUCAUGUCGGCCGAUACAAAAACCUUUGCAAGUUAUAACAGGUGUGGGGAACCAUAGCCGAGGAGAGGCUGCACUCCCGACAGCAGUUAGAAAUUUCCUCUGUGAAAACAGAUAUCGAUUUGAGGAGACAAGGCCUGGAGUGUUCACAGUUCGGCCCAAAUUCCAUCACUGAUGAGAGUUUGACUCAAUGAAUUUGGCAUAUAGGGUUGGAUUUGAUUCGGGUCAAUUCUGAAUAAGGUUUAGUUUGAGAUUAGUUCAAAUAUAAAAGAUUCAGUACAAGAUUAGUGAGCUAAGACUUAAACCACUAAAGAGAAUGAGAACCAGAACAAAUCCUCAUUCAUUCUGAUCUGUAAACUGUUGGCCCACAAAUUUUCUGUAAAUAUUAAACAAUAGCUUUCGCACU